Spea bombifrons (plains spadefoot toad) is the source of this 1173-nucleotide messenger RNA. Its product is annotated as G-protein coupled receptor 151-like. The record is from RefSeq and is a predicted model, not a curated record. Gene Ontology annotation, molecular function: G protein-coupled receptor activity. The transcript has a single exon. NCBI's taxonomy places the organism in Eukaryota, Metazoa, Chordata, Amphibia, Anura, Pelobatidae. Bases 1 to 1173 code for a protein of 390 amino acids. Gene Ontology annotation, biological process: G protein-coupled receptor signaling pathway. Gene Ontology annotation, cellular component: membrane.
AUGAACACCUCGGACGAGAUCUCCUUCUCUGGAGAACUCCAGCCCUCGGAAGCUGGGGUGGAAAUCACGGUGGUCCUGCCUUUGAUUCUGGCCACCAUCUGCCUGGUGGGGUUCGCGGGGAACCUGCUGCUGAUUGCCAUCCUUUCCCAUGAUCUCAGGAAAGGUAAAUGUUCGGUGGUCAACUGCUUGGUCAUCAACCUGGGGGCCACCGACCUGCUCCUGAUUUUGUUUUGCAUUCCUGUGCGGAUUGUCACCCACGCCAGACAGUCCUGGGUGUUUGGGGGGUUUGUGUGUAAGACCACAGACUGGUUCCUCCAUGGCUGUCUGCUGGGGAAAAGUUUCACCCUGGCUGCGAUGGCACAUGCCAGGUACAAGCAUGUGGUCACCCCACCAAAGUUCCUCAGCUUCAAUAAGAAACAGGUAUGGCUUGUCCUCCUCUUCACCUGGACCUUGUCUCUUCUGUUGCCCCUUCCACACCUGAUCUUCACCCAGCUGGAAGUGAAACAGGGGGGUCUCAUCUGCAGCUUUGAUAUCCCUACCUAUGCCUACAAAUUCAUGAGUGUCUUCAGCAAGCUCUACCCCAUCUUGGCUUAUGUUGUCCCCAUGUUCUUCACCUUCUUCUGCUACAUGAGAGCUCUGAGAAGAAGACAGGAGAGGAGGAACCGGGUGCCCAAUCCAAGACUCCUCAGCAGGAAGAUCACCUCCAUGUUAAUGAGUGUCAGCCUGGCCUUUGAAGCUAUGUGGCUUCCAGAAUGGAUUGUCUGGAUCUGGGCAAGGCACAGCAGUUUUGGGGCUCUUCAACCUCCCACAGCCUUGAUGGUUCUAGCUCAAGUCAUCAUGUUUUUGAACUGUACCCUGAACCCGGGGGUGUUUUUAGCCGUUUCGGAAGAAUUCAGGGAAGGUUUCAUGAGUGUAUGGACCAUGGUAAGAUGUAGACUUUGCUAUGGAUCAGGUCACACCAGAGCUGGAGAAAACGGCUCAGAUAUGGUCACCAACACCAUCCAGUCCUUGCAGGACUUGCACUCAUCUUGUGGACUGAGAGCCUCCCAGGAGUGCAGACAGAAGGAAGAGAAGAUCCUUCCAGAUGUGGAGCAUUUCUGGCAGGAGCGCAGAAAUACCACAGCAGGAGAAGACAAUGACCCCAUGCCAUGGGAGCACCAGGAGAAGCCCUGA